Messenger RNA from Ichthyophthirius multifiliis, 764 nucleotides. RefSeq lists its product as hypothetical. The transcript is spliced from 5 exons. NCBI's taxonomy places the organism in Eukaryota, Ciliophora, Oligohymenophorea, Hymenostomatida. The record is from RefSeq and is a predicted model, not a curated record.
GAUAUGCAUAUAAAUAGAAAUGUUGUUUCAACAAAUACAUUUACAGCCACGUAAUUGAUAUCUAAUUCUAUUAUCGUAUAAGAAAUUAUAUCUGAAACUAAAAAUAAUACUGCAAAAAAUAUUUUUGCUUAGGAAAUAACUACAAAUGAAUUAUAAGUAGAAAACAUUUAUAUAGCAAAUGAUGAUAAUCAACUUUACUUAAACGGAGAUAUAGUAAUAGAAUCUUUAAGUGUAUAAUAAUAAUUUGAAGUAUCAAAUCUUUUACAAUAAUACAAUUGGUAAUUAGUUUAUCAUGAUGAUUUUUAGGAAGAAAAAAGUUUAAUUGGAUGGAAUGUAAAAGAAAGAUCUUUUUGCAAAUAAAAUGUAAAGUAAAAUGAAGAUACAAAUCACUUCUUAGGAGGCUACUGUGUAGGCAGUUCAUAAUUGAAUUUAGAAAAAACAUAUAGUGAUUUACCUAGGCAUAAAUAAAUAAAAAUUUUAGCAAGAAUUCAUUUUUUUGAUAACUGGAAUGGUGAAUAUGUAUAAUUGUUUGUAGAUGAUAAAUUGAUAUGGUAAAAAUCUGCUGAAUCAUCUCAUCAUGAUAUAAAUAUAUGUGGAGAUGAAAGUGGGGAUCCUCAUUUUGGAAUACCUAUUGAAGUCACAGCACCCCAUAAUUUAUAAAAUGUCAAUUUAAGGUUUGUUACAAAUUUAGAAAAAAAUAGUUGUUAAGCAAGUUUUGCUAUUGACGAUAUAGAAAUAUUUGUAAAAUGAAAUUUAUUUUUUUA